AUUUCUAUCUGUCUGAUUUGAUCGAUGGAAACCAAAGUUUACCCAGUUUUGAGUAGGCAAAGAAAAAAAAAUGUUUUUGACAGGAAGUUUUAGCUCGCGGGGAAACAACGCGACGGCGCUCCCGUGGACGGCCAACAGUGUCCGGGUGGAAAAACAAACAGCUAAGCUAAGCGGAGCAACCGAGGAGGAGCUCGGCUUCACUGUUACCUGUGCGAAGAAGCGCCGGGUUGUUGUGACUGAAGCUCCCCGUCCGCUCCGCCGCCAUGGCCGCUGCAGCUGUCGGGAGAGGUUCUGCCACUGUGCCUAUACGAGGAGCCGGAGAUGGCAUGGAAACCGCGAAGCCACCGGCCACACUGGAGGUCGUCACCGACGGCCCGCUCCCGGUUUUAUCGGAGGUUCCUCUCCUCAAGGCAGCUAGCCCGAGUCACGGCCCAAAAUCUACUCACGUCUCAGCCCCUGCUGCCCCACAGCCUCUCGGGGUGCUUUACCUGGGCAAAGUGACCAGAGAGGCCUGCACAGAAGUGGAAGCUGUGAGGAUCAUUGUGCCCCGAGCCGCCAUCACGCGCAGCGGCCGGGCGGGCCCCGCCGAAGGGAAAGGCGAGGCAGGGCAGCAGGCCGAGGAGCAGAGCUCUCCUCCGCCAGCGGAGGACUGGAGAGGACAGCUGGAGAAGCUGCAGAACUCUGAGCGCCGGCUCCUGCAGGACAAAGAAGGCCUUUGCAAUCAGCUCCGUGUGCAGACGGAGGUGAACCGCGAACUCAAGAAGCUGUUGGUGGCUUCAGUAGGCGACGACCUGGAGUACCAGUUCGAGCGCCUUGCGCGGGAGAAAAACCAGCUCAUCCUGGAGAACGAGGCUUUGGGUCGAAGCCUGGCGCACACCGCCGAGCAGCUGGAACGCAGGAGCAUCCAGUGUGACGUCUGGAGGAGCAAGUUCCUCGCCAGCAGAGUCAUGGCAGAGGAACUGACAAACGCCAGAGCAGCUCUGCAGAGGCAGAUCAGAGAGGCCCAGGGAGCGAUUCAGGACCUGCUGUUGGAGAGAGAGGAGUUCUCCCGAGACAUGAUGCUCAGUCACAGAUCCCUGGAGCAGCUCCUGGUGUCGUUACAGUGGGGCAGACAGCAGACGUACUACCCUAGCGCACAGCCCCUCAGCUUCGGGGAGCUGGCUGCAGCCAAUCACAAGCUAGCAGACGCCAUUAACUCCCAUCUAUUGGGCAAAAACAACAGCAGCAGCAGCAGCAACGUGCCGAGGAGCAGCGGCGCAGCAGCUGAGCAGCUCUGCAGCACACCAGCAGAGAAGAUGGCUGAGCAGGUGCUGAAGGUUUUAAAUCCAAUUUCUUGUUCAGAAAACAAGGCAGAAUCUCCGCUCGGCGAUCCGACCUCCCCAAACUUCCUGGGCAGCAAGAAGAGCAUCGGCAGGUUCCACCCCUACACCCGCUACGAGAACAUAACCUUCAACUGCUGCGAGCGCUGUACCGGCGACAUCAUAGUUCUCUAGAUUUGCCUCAUUUUCAGACUGGAAGCAACAGCGUCUGUUUUUUUUCUUUUUUUUUCUAUGAAAACAAAAAACUUGCUAGCAGAACAGACGUGGCUGUUUCAAUACAUACAAAUCCUGACUGUUUAGUUGCUAUCAUUUCAAUUAACGGUUUUAAAACGUGUUGCUCAGCUCAUUAAGUUGGUGGAAACGUAAAAAUAUGAGUCCGGAACCAAGGAAGCAUUCAAGCUCCAUCAUAAAUCAUGUUUUUCUCACCGGAACGUGAGGUCAGAGCGAGACAGUGUUACACCGUGAACACAUGCGAGCGCAGGCUUUGUUUUAACUGGAACAUAAAGCUGGUGUUAAUGUGCUUUUUUUUUAUUGUUGAAUAAAAGUCCAGGAUGCAGCUGACAGGAAGUAUUUGCACAUAAAAACACCUCUUUUCAUUCUUUUUUCCACUGUACGAUGGUGCUUUGAUUUUUAUUUAUUAUCAUGGAGUAUAUCUUGUUUUGGAUGCUGUAAAAACCUUCAUCAGCAGACAAAGUGAACUGAUGGUACUGUGCACUGUUGCAACAGAUAAAAACCCUAGUUAGAUUUUUGUUUUACUGACAUGUUAGAUCCUCCUUUCUAUCCUUUUGUUUUUUGUGCUUUAAAACACACUAUGAAUUUUCUUCCUGCAUCGUGGAGUAUUAAAAACAAGCUGUAUAUUUAGCUGGACAACUGCACAGUUGUGGGUAUGAUUUAAUUUACUGUGAAACUGUAUCAAAAAUAUCGCGAAAGCAUCUUUUGUGUGUCAGACUAAAAUAAAGACCAAAGAAGUUUCUACUUUU
Molecule: messenger RNA, 2299 nt
Organism: Fundulus heteroclitus (mummichog)
Lineage: Eukaryota; Metazoa; Chordata; Actinopteri; Cyprinodontiformes; Fundulidae
Gene: blzf1
Product: basic leucine zipper nuclear factor 1
Exons: 7
Coding region: 264-1493 (409 amino acids)
Biological process (GO): Golgi organization; Golgi to plasma membrane protein transport
Cellular component (GO): Golgi membrane
Source: RefSeq, a predicted model, not a curated record